AUGUCUCAUCUUUAUAUAACUUUACAUUCAUGUUCUAUUUCGCGUAAUGUAGUAUCAAUCAAGUGUUGCAAUUUUUCUUUGCGGCAAACACCCCUUUAUAUGCUCUAUCAAUUUCUCUUCUUUAAUCACUUUUUCUUUUCUGCUUAUUUUUUUUUUUUUUUUUCAUUUUUCUCAGUUAUGUCAACUCCUACGCCUCAACAAAAGUUUGGCAACUUCAUUGCUUUUUUGCUAUACUACCAACAAUCUCUUUCGCAAGAUCCGUACAGGGGAAAACUCGAUGCAAUAAAAUGGGCUUUUGCUUAUUUUUGCCAAAGAAGAGGCAUUGACGAGGAGUUUGAAGACCUUGCCGCUUUCGAUAACUUUUUGCAGCAAUUCAAUGAAAUAUCUGGCAAUGCUUUGGUGUUCUCUAAUGGCAGUUACGGUGACUUUAAAAUCUUGUCGUACAUAAAAAUAACCAACGUGUACUUACUUCGGGAACGACUUGACAACCAAUGCCAAUUGCCUAUUGGGGAAAUUUCCGAUGCAGGCCCGCCUAAAGCUGAUAAGGCCCCACUCAAGCGUUUACAGACCCUCUUGGAAAAACCACUCGGCACUGUUGUGCCUGCUGCAAAUCCGAAAGAGAAGGGCUUUUCUUUUGACUUGGAUCGACUCUCAUCAUUGAUAAGUGAACCUACUGCUGCCACUCGAUUGGGAAUUUCGCGGGCACAACUUUUGACUGCAAAAAAGCCUUUUAUGGAUAUAUGCGAGUCUGGUAGCCAUAGCCAGAUGCUCGCCAACUUAUGUUUGGGUUCGAAAAACAUCGGUAACAGUAUCCAUGACUUGCCAUCAAAUGCAAAAAUCCAUAAAGUUAUAAGCUCUUGCAAAUCGCUUAUGGACAAGCAAAUACAAAAUUGCGUCAAAUCGAAAGUUCAUUUUUUGCCAUUGGUCACAGGUGUGACAGACUUGUAUUUAGGGAAUUGUUCCUACUUGGAUACCUGUCAUAAGUUGAAAAGCUGUCGCUAUUUGCAUUACUACACGUUGAAUCCACCGCCGUCAGCAACCAAGUCUAAGGAUUCAGAGUCAAAACCAGUGCUCGCUCUCGACUAUACUGUGGGUGAAUGCCACGAUACAAUUCGUCGCCAGGAGACACCAGCUCAGUGGAUUAGCUGCGAUGUGCGUCACUUGCCUUUUAGUAUCCUAGGUAAGUUCUCGGCCAUCAUCUCUGAUCCUGCUUGGGACAUCCACAUGUCACUUCCAUAUGGGACGUGCAAAGACGCAGAACUUUUGUCUUUGCCCAUGAACCAAUUGCAAGACGAAGGUAUCUUGAUGCUCUGGGUAACGGGCCGCUCAAUUGAAAUUGGUCGCCGAGCAUUGGCACAAUGGGGCUACUCUGUGUCUGAUGAGAUGAUUUGGAUUAAACUAAACCAGUUGCGCAGGACUAUAGUUACAGGCCGUACUGGCCACUGGCUUAAUCAUUCGAAGGAGCAUUUACUUGUGGGUAUCAAAGGCAACCCAAGGUGGCUCAACCGUAAAAUCGACUUAGAUUUUAUCGUCAGUGGUACCCGCGAGACGCUGCGGAAACCGGAUGAGCUUUACGGUGUGGUUGAGCGUUUAGUGGGACGCCAUUCACGCAAAUUGGAAAUUUUUGGGCGUGAUCAUAAUAUUCGCCCUGGUUGGUUCAGUACGUAUCAUUCAUUCAUUUACUUAUUCAGGUCUCCGUUCAUUCAUUCAUUUCGUCGUUACUAA
Molecule: messenger RNA, 1725 nt
Organism: Clavispora lusitaniae ATCC 42720
Lineage: Eukaryota; Fungi; Ascomycota; Pichiomycetes; Serinales; Metschnikowiaceae
Product: mRNA (N6-adenosine)-methyltransferase
Cellular component (GO): RNA N6-methyladenosine methyltransferase complex; nucleus
Molecular function (GO): mRNA m(6)A methyltransferase activity
Source: RefSeq, a predicted model, not a curated record